This is a messenger RNA of Exophiala mesophila, 1777 nucleotides long. RefSeq lists its product as uncharacterized. Bases 1 to 966 code for a protein of 321 amino acids. The transcript has a single exon. The record is from RefSeq and is a predicted model, not a curated record. NCBI's taxonomy places the organism in Eukaryota, Fungi, Ascomycota, Eurotiomycetes, Chaetothyriales, Herpotrichiellaceae.
AUGGCAUAUUUUCUUCAGCAAGCGCGACGCGUGGCCUGGAGCUCCCUGGGCGAGCUCGACAGACCCUCACCCUCGGUCAAGCGACUUUCGCGCUCAGUAUCUCGCCUUGCAUUGAUCGAGGCCCUCGAACAAGACGGCUGCGUCAUUAUCAAAGAUUUUACCAACCAGGCCACCGUAGACAAGGCCAAUGACGAGGUGAGGCCCUGGCUGGACCAACAGGACACUGGCGUCACCGUUGGCGCGUUGCAAGGAAAGACCAGAACCGUGACCCGUCUGAUCGCCAAAAGUGCCACCGUCCGAGAGCAAUGGUAUGCGGAUACACUAUACCAGGACCUCUGCGAACAUUUCCUGGCUCUGGAAACCACACAUUGGUACGGAGCCCGACCUGUGACCACAACCAGUCAUCCACUGCUGUCCAUUGCCAUCUCUUUUGACAUUCCCCCGGGCACCGAAGCCCAGGGCUUACAUCGCGACGAUAAGAAUCAUCACGCCCGUCAUCACCCUGCUGAUGAAUACACCAAAGGCCGAGAUGUCCUACUCGGUCUCUUUGUCCCUGGCGUCGAUACUACAGUGGCCAAUGGCGCUACCAGAGUCGUGCCCGGUAGUCACCUGUGGGGGGAUGACCAGCCUGACUUUGGCUGCGAUGGGGACAAAGGGGUAGUAGACGUGGAACUCCAAGUCGGUGAGGCGUUGAUCUUCCUGGGCAGCUUGUACCACGGCGGUGGCGCUUACAAGAAACCAUUGGGCACUGCAAAGGAAGGAACUCGUGAAAGCAGGACAGUGUACGCCAUGUUCUCAUGCACCGGAGUCUCCCGUCAGGAAGAAAUUUCAUUCUUGUCAUACCCCGUCGAAGAAGUCCGCACCUAUUCACCUCUGGUACAGGAUCGGCUGGGGUGGAAACAAAGUGAGCCCAACUUGGGUUGGGUCGAUCUCAAAAGCCCAGAGUUCUUGCUCAAAAGUGGCUGAGUCUCCCAAGCUCGCGGUCAAGCGACAGGACAGCAAGUGACUAGAGCUUCUGCCAUCUCAGACAAAACUUGGUGCCAGCACGGUGCAGCUGAAUGCCACAGUACCACCGCCAGACCCUUCACGCUUGACAUAUUGCAACGGUCCCAGGUCGAGAGCAUUCUUGCUCAAGACAUCUUCUUCCUCUUGGAGUACACCCAAAUCGACUGGUCCACCCCUCCCUCCAUCCAAUUCAUAGAGAUGUCCGUCCUUGCCCUUGACAUACGCAAUGAAGGCGUUACCAGGGUCUCCACCCAGUUCUGGAGCAACAGUAUCUCCAGCCUGCGAAGCUGCAGCAUGGGCCUUCUCCAGCACCUCCGAAUCAUGAAUGAACUCGCCACGAUCUUUGGGUUUCAAGGAAAUGGUUGCCUGGCGGAACUGGUCCAGGGUACUUGCCUUUUCGAUGAAGUCGGCCGCAGGGUCAUUGACAGUGCAGUGGAGGAGCCCCAUGAGCCCACAGGCGUUAUGAACAUACUGAGGAUACCAAAGCACGGGCUCAUCCGGACCGGAACCUUCGUAGACUGCAUCGGUUGCCUUUUGAUGUGCUCGGUGGGGAAUGGAGGUAUCGGUCUCAGGGAAAGUAAAGAGCAGGGCAUGUGCUGGUCGUGGUACGAGGGCAAUGAGAUCUGGAUCGGUCAGGCUGUAGAUGUCGUGAAAAGCAAGGGCUGAUGAGAGACCCAACUCAUGAGCUAGCUUGGUCAUCACUUCAGGGUGAUUCUCUGUCGACAUGUUGUCAGCACUAGAUCAAUGCCCCGCCUACCUAUGAGGGUCUUGG